UGUCCACAUGAGUGAGGUGCGAGGUGUGUGUGUGUGUGCGCGCGUCUGGCCCCACCACGUCUGCCCCGCGCCCCGACAUGGCCGCCGCUGAGGGGCAGGAGGAGCUGAGGGGCGUUGAGGGCGUGGUGGACGACGCCUUCGCCUUCAUCUACGACCACGACGACGCGGCGGGAGAGGCGGCGUGCAUGGAGGCUGACGCAUGGCAAGGCCCCCCCCAGGCCCCCGCCCCGCCCCCCGUCCUCACAAAGGUCGACACCCAGGGGACCGACGCUCCGCCGCCGCCACCACCACCACCGCCAGCAGCAGCAGCAGCAGCAGCAGCAGCAGCAGGAGGCGUGUGGAUCACCUGUGUGGAGGAGGCUCCGGCCCACCACUCAGCCCCGCCCCAGCAGGCGUGCGAGGGCGGCGCCACAAGGGUGUACCUACAGGGCGAGGCUGAUGUGCCCGCCUGGGGCGCCGCGGACUCCCCCGUCACUAUAAGGGUGUCCCCGGGGCAGCCCCGCGCCCCGCCGCCCCCAAACGCCCCCUGGGAGGACGCCAGCACGUGGCUGCAGCCCUGCAGUGGAGGGCACACCGGGCAUGGCGUGGGGUCGGCGCCCCCAUCACCCCUGCUGAGUCGCGUGGAGGGACACUUCUUGGAGGAGCUGUUCGCGGGGCUCAUCAGCAGCGUGGCGCCCCUCGCCGCCCCGCACCCCGGCCCCGACCCGCCUCAGGACACCACCACCAGCGUGGCUCCCCUCGCCGCCCCGGACCCCGACCCCGAACCGCCCCACCAUACCACCACCAGCGUGGUGCCCCCUGCCGCCCCGACCCAGGGACCACCUGCACACCACGCCCCGCCCCACAUCAGCGGCAGCAGUGGCGGCAGCAGGGCGGCACCGCUGUCCCUGGGGGAAGUAGUGGUGCUGCCCGCCGAGUUCGUCCCGCCGAACACCGCCCCGGCCCCCGCCCCGCACCAGCCUGACUCCCCCCCCCCAACACCCCGCCACUCCCCAGCAGCAACAGCAGCAGCAGCAGCAGGCGGCCACAGAGGUGCAGCCACAGGCAGACCAGCCUACAGACAUGCAGCAGCAGCAGCAGCAGCAGCAGCAGGAGGAGGAGGAGGAUGAGGAGCAAGAAAAGCAACAGCUGCACAGUGAGCCCCUGCCGCCUCCCCAGCCUCCCCCAGAGGCACAACGGGACCGCGCCACCACCCCCGCCCCGACCACCCACCCCGACCAGCAGCAGCAGCAGCAGCAGCAGGAGGCGGCACCCCAGGAAGGGCGCGUGCCUACCCCAGCCCCGGCAGUCACACCGCCCCAGCUCAACACUUCCCAGCACACACCAGGCCCCGCCAGUGACGCCCCGGACACCCCACGCUGCUCAUCGGACACCCCAGUGCCUUCUCAGCCUACCCUGAGGGCGCCCAGCCCCCCGCCAUCCCCCACAGACACCCAGGACCAGCCUCAGCACGCCCCACAAUCCCCACCACCCUCCCCCGCCCCACCAGAGGCGCCCAACACUCCUCACGUGGUGGACAGCGUGCCCCGUGGCCCCGCGGCCUGCCCCACUGGCCCCAGUGCCCCGGACAGCCCCGCCACGCCCCGCCAUGCCACACACACGCCGCCACAGUCUCAGGACACGGAACAUGUCCCCGCCACCCACGCCCUUCACUCCCCAGCCCUCCCCGGGAACGCCCUCAGCCUUGACCAGUGCCUGCCGCAGCCCCAGGAGGAGUCUGUGGCCCAGAGCCGUCCCCAAGGGGCGACACACACGCCCACCGCCGCCCACCAAGUGAUACAUGACCAAAGUCUUCCCCAAAGCCACGCCCGGACCACCGCGCCGCCCCACGAGGCAGAAGCCCUCCCCACAACGCCCCUGGACACACAUGCCACUUCACAGGCACCCACGGGGGAGACCUGCCCUCCCCACCAGUCCCAGCAGGACCAGCAAGCCUUCCUCAGCAGUCCCCAGUGUGACAUGAACCCGCCUAGCCUCCCCAGAGGUUACCAAGGCACCCCAGGCGAGUCCCAACCCAGGGGAAGUCCCAGCCUGCCUCCUAGACCCACCGGUGACCAAUCCCCAAGUCACACAGCAAAUCCCUAGCAAUGCCCACUCCCCAAGACCCCCAUGGCCUCCCCAGCCCCUAGAACACAUCCCCAGGUGUUCCCAGUACCCGGUGGCCAUCCCCAGCAUCUCACAGACCCUGGAUUUCCCCGUGAUUUCCCAGGGGCUUGUCCACUCUCCAAAUGACCUUCCUGAUGUGAUCCUUGCCACGCAGAGAUCACACACCACGCCCCGCCCCGCCACUGUGGCCACACCCAGGGGCCCACACACACACCACCCACAGGAACAUACUCCAAAGGCCACGGCGGGACAUGAGUUUGAGGAGGAGGAGGAGGAGGAGGAAGAGGAGGAGGAGGAGAGAAGAGGCCUUGCUGCUACUGUUUCUCGUGUUGUUAGAAGGAGCAUGAGGAAGAUGAGGAGGUUGAGACUAUCAGGAAGAAGGAAGACUGAAAGAGUGGCUGAAGGAGGGGCUGAAGGAGGGGGUGUAGGAGGGGCUGAAGGGGUAAGCGAGGAGACCCAAGGAAGAAGGACCCUCCCAGCAGCCCCUCCUGUGGGACUACCAACUGUGAGGUCCCCAGCUGCUGCUUCAAUUAUCGUCACCUCUCUAAUGGCCUCCCUCUCCCCCCCACCCCUCCACCACCCCAGGGAGACACUGCCGCCUCCUCCACCCACGCCCUCACCCACGCCCACACCAACGUCUUCUGCGCCUUCGUCAGCACGCCCUCAGAACCACCGGGAUUUGAGCAUCGAGGAAGGAAGAAGAGGAGGAGGAGGAAGAGAAGGAAGAGGAAGAGGAAGAGGAGAAGAAGACAACCAUGAAGACAGAAGAGCAGAAAGAAGAAGAGGAGGAGGAGGAGGAGGAGGAGGAGGAGAAGAUUUUUACCUCCCUAUUAACUCACCUCUCCCUCCUCCAUCUUCCUCCUCCUCCUCUCUCUCCUCCCUCCCUCCUCCUCUCCCCUCCUCCCCUCCCCUCAGCCUGGAGGUGGAGGUAGGGGGGUACAGUGACCAUGGAGGGGGGGCGGUUGGGAGAUGGGGGGCGCCUUCCCUUAUCCCCCGCCCCAGCUUCUCCCCCCCCACCACGAGAGAGGGGAGAGAGAGGGAGAGGGGGAGGGAGAGAGGGAGAGGGGAGAAUGAUAGUAAUAAUAAUAAUAAUAAUAAUAAUAAUAGUAAUAAUUUUGAUCAAGGGAGAGAUGAGAUUGAUGGA
Portunus trituberculatus (swimming crab) is the source of this 3250-nucleotide messenger RNA. RefSeq names its product extensin-like. Lineage: Eukaryota; Metazoa; Arthropoda; Malacostraca; Decapoda; Portunidae. Bases 1063 to 2085 code for a protein of 340 amino acids. The transcript has 2 exons. The record is from RefSeq and is a predicted model, not a curated record.